UUUCCUAUGGAUUAUGAUAGAUGGUCUGGACCUUCAGGCGUACCUAAAGCUUAUUUUGAUGAUUGCUUUGAAACAAUUUUAAAGCCUCGAUUUUAUUUUAAGAUUAAUGAAGCUAGUGCAAAACGGUAUUGCAAAUUGAGUAUGGGAAGAAAAUGGGCUGCAAAUAGGCAAAGCUUAUGGAAUGAAUUCAACGAUCCAACCAAAACAAGAGAUGAAAUCAUAAAAAAUGUGCCGAUAGGCAUAGAUAAAGAUCAAUGGGCUCGUUUUGUUCAUUAUCGUCAUAAACCAUCAACAUUGGAACUUUGUAGGAGAAAUAAAGAAAUUCGAAGCAAGCAAGUUAUUCCACACACUGGUGGAUCCAAAGCUAAUCCUAGAAGAAGAAAUGAGUUGUUGUUAGAAACUGGGAAGCUACCAAGUCGUGGACAAUUAUAUAUUGAAACUCAUAAAAGGAAAGAUCGGUCAUUUGUAAAUGAAGCAACAAAGACUGUAGCGGAACAAAUUGAAGUAGGAUUGACUCAAAGCAUAGUUGAUGAAUAUGAAGUUUCUCCUCUUGAUGCUGUUGGAACACAAGACUUCAAGCUUCUAGUCUGA
Messenger RNA from Glycine soja, 591 nucleotides. RefSeq lists its product as uncharacterized. NCBI's taxonomy places the organism in Eukaryota, Viridiplantae, Streptophyta, Magnoliopsida, Fabales, Fabaceae. Bases 7 to 591 code for a protein of 194 amino acids. The transcript has 6 exons. The record is from RefSeq and is a predicted model, not a curated record.